AUGCAGCACUCUUUCCCCCCAAUAUCUCCUUUCCUGGAGCUGAUGCAAUCGGAAGAGAAUACUCCCACUACAAUUAUACUUCGAGAUCAUUCCUCGGGCAUGACUGUCACAGCUGGGCAGUUGUUGCAUAGUGUUUCUUUGCUCCGUGCCAAAUUGCAAGCAACACUGGUGCAGGAUCGCAUGUAUGAUGCCAGAAACAACGAGGGCCGGUUCAUCUUCCUGGUUGCCCCUCCAGGAUUGGAAUACGUGGUGUCAAUGCUCACCAUAUUUUCCCUUGGGGCAGGAAUGUCAGCCCAAUCGAUCGCUAUAAGACCAGAGGAGAUGAAACACUACUUCAACCUCGCAAAACCCCUGGCCCUGCUUUAUACGCCAGCAUUGACUGAGAAAAUCGAGGCCGUCAAAGCCUUAUGUGCAGAAGACAAUACCGGGAGCAACUCAAAGUUUCCUUUUGUGGAAAUCCACAUAACUUAUCCAGAAAGUUCAGCUACUCACACUUACAAAUCAGAUCCAAGCAUCGGGUCGCGCUCUGAACAAAUAGGUACCCUGUUCUUCACUUCAGGCACGUCCGGAAAACCGAAAGGCGUUGUUCAUUCUUAUAGCGCUCUUCUUGCAUCCGCACGGGAGCGAAUAGAGACGUGGAAGUUGACAGAAAACGACGUGGUCCUUAACCAAAAACCGGGUAACUGGAUGGGAGGCAUCUUUGGCAUUCUUCCGAGCCUGAUAUCUGGAGCCUGCUUAGAAACCUGUGCGGGCGUUUUCAAUCCCAAGUGGUUCUGGGAACGCAUUAGUCGAGGGGGCGUCAGCGUCUUUUCCAUUGCGCCCGAGGGUUAUGAUAGGCUCGCAGAGUACUUCGAUGAGCAUAUUGCUAUGCUUCCCCCUGCUCGCAAGGAGAUCUAUAUUCAUGGGAUUAUAGCUGCGAGGUUUCCAGGAGUUACAGGAUCCCUGCUUCUGCCACAGACCCAAAAGAGAUGGACAGAUCUCCGGCGUGGAAAGCCACUGCUAAACUUAUACGGAUCGACAGAGGUAACGUUGAUAUGCAGUAUGAGAUGGGAAAAUCCUGACUAUUCUUAUAUGUGUUCAGUUGGACCCGCGGUACCGGGAGUUGAGGUGAAGCUUGUGGAUGGAGAGAUGCGACUCAAGGCUCCUACGAUGUUUUCACGAUAUAUUUCUGACGACCCGACCCAAACAGAGAAGGCUUUCGAUUCUGAGGGCUUCUUUAAGACCGGGGAUUGUGCAGAAAAAAUUGGAGACUGCUACAUACUCCACGGCCGAGCAGACAUUGAUGUGCUGCACUUUUGGGGCUUCACUUUACAUACAGGCGAAAUCGAAAGCGCCCUCUUCUCUCUCCAUUACAUCGCUAACGCCAUCGUUCUCCCCCUCGAGGACGAAGAAUAUCAACAGCGCGCUGCAGCUAUUCUCCAAAUUAAACCGUCAUUUCAAUCAAAGCAACUAAACUUAGAUACACUCCGGAAUGAUUUGACAGAAAUGACGGGCUUGAUGCUAUUCAAACAGCCGACGGUGGUCUACUGGCUCCGAGAAGGAGAAGAGAUUUCGCUGACAGCAAACGGGAAGAUUUCCAAGACAGAGGCAAGGAAGAAGUUCUUCGGUGAUGGGUGGCGGUGUAAACGGAGUGUGGAGGUUUUGGAUUUGAAGGGCAUGGAAUAUUGGCGCAUGGGUGGCCAGUGUUAA
Hyaloscypha bicolor E is the source of this 1689-nucleotide messenger RNA. RefSeq names its product acetyl-CoA synthetase-like protein. The transcript has 6 exons. The record is from RefSeq and is a predicted model, not a curated record. Gene Ontology annotation, biological process: fatty acid metabolic process. Gene Ontology annotation, molecular function: medium-chain fatty acid-CoA ligase activity. The coding region runs from base 1 to 1689 and encodes 562 amino acids. NCBI's taxonomy places the organism in Eukaryota, Fungi, Ascomycota, Leotiomycetes, Helotiales, Hyaloscyphaceae.